Messenger RNA from Oreochromis aureus, 3179 nucleotides. Its product is annotated as alpha-1,6-mannosylglycoprotein 6-beta-N-acetylglucosaminyltransferase B-like. The coding region runs from base 357 to 2435 and encodes 692 amino acids. Gene Ontology annotation, biological process: protein N-linked glycosylation. NCBI's taxonomy places the organism in Eukaryota, Metazoa, Chordata, Actinopteri, Cichliformes, Cichlidae. The record is from RefSeq and is a predicted model, not a curated record. Gene Ontology annotation, molecular function: alpha-1,6-mannosylglycoprotein 6-beta-N-acetylglucosaminyltransferase activity. The transcript is spliced from 17 exons. Gene Ontology annotation, cellular component: Golgi apparatus.
GAGAGUUCAAACUGUGUGAAGAAUAAGCGUGGUCAUACCAAAUGACCACGCAUUUGCCUGAUACUGUAUUUCCAUGUAAACCGCAUCACCUAUGUCCUAUUAUCCAAGCAAUGUAUAAAAAUGAGGGAUAGCUCCUGACUUUAACACUGUAUCGUAUUCGAUUACAUUCUUUGUCAGUUUAAAAACAAUGGGGUAGCUGAAAUAGUUAGCUUAAAGUUAGCUUAAACUGUCUGCCAAAGGUAGACUUAUCAUCAAGCAACAACAACUGCAACAAAAAUAACAGUGGUUGCCUGGUGCUGUGUCUGUGCCUGUCUGUGGUCACCCUGCUGUUACAGAGCCUGUGGGUGCCACUGGAGAUGACCAGAGAUGAUCCUGCAGGGAGCUCACCCGAGGAUCUGGGUCAGCGUGGGCUUAGCUUUCGUAACCUGGCUCUGCGCUUGGAGGCUUUGAAUACUCAGGUACAGAGGCUGAGCAGAGAGAAAGAUGGCUCCGAGCUGACCAGAAAUGAUCUCACUUUGCUGCUGCAGAGCUUCAGACAGGACCAGCAAGGUUUGGCUCGCUUAGUAGAAAGAGAGCUGAAAAGAGUAUCGCAGAGGCUUGAUCAGCUCAGCCGUCACCACCAACACCACCAUCAGGCUGAAGCUCCAACACCACUUGAUAACCGUAGAUCACACACAGGGCCCAACGAGAAGUGUGAAGUGCCAGUGGAUCCUGCAUAUCCAGUAUGUGCAGAGAAGGUGGAGUUCCUGCAGGCUCAGUGGGAGUCAGACCCCUGUUAUGCUUUUUAUGGAGUGGAUGGUACCACUUGCUCCAUACUGACUUACCUCAGCCAGACAGAGGACUUUUGUCCCCCUCAAGAUGGAAGAAACCACUCUAGUCUGCCCUGGCAUCAGAAACCUCAAGCUCAUACAGAGAAGACUGAGAUACGUAAAUCUCUACUCCCACUGUAUGAGGCGAUCAGCAACAACAGCAGCCCAGCAAUUAAGUUUAUCCGCUCCAGAGUGGAAAAAAUGUCUGAACGGUGGAUACAGGCUGGUCUGAGGAUGAAAGAGAGCAGCAAUAACACAGUCUCCACACAGAUGAGGGUGCUGCUUUAUCCUGGUGCCCUGUCUGGAAGUGUUGGCCAGCAUUUUGAAGCAAUGGUGGAAAGAGGUGGUCCUUUAGGAGAACUGGUUCAGUGGGCAGACCUCAGCGCCUGCCUAACAAUCCUUGGCCACAACCUGGUCUUCAGCACCUCACAGCACCAACUUCACAGCUUGAUAGGUGCUGCUCCAGGCAGAGGCAGCUGUCCGAUCCAAAGGCCCCUGACCUUUGACCUCAUUUAUACCGACUAUCAUGGCCUUGCUCACCUCCAAGGAGCCAUGGGACUGGCUUUCAAGCAUUACCAGUGUCGCUUCAGAAUCUUGGACUCAUUUGGCACUGAACCGGCCUUUAACUUUGCGAGCUACGCACGUAGCCAUGGAUAUAAAACGCUGUGGGGCAGCUGGGAUCUCCAACCUCUGCAGUACAUGACCAUGUUCCGUAAGUCAUUAUCUCACACUCCUGAUAAUUCCUUCCUGGGCUUUGUGAGUGAAGGGACCGUUAGGAAGGGAAGCGAGCUCGAGCCAGCGAGCUACAAGAAAGACAGGAUAGCGGUGGUCUAUGGAAAACAAGAAUACAUGUGGCAGGGUAAAUAUGAGUAUGUGAAAGUGAUCAGUGAGGAACUGGAGACUCACGCCACAGUCUAUCAGCCUCCUGGACACACAUUGCAUCUGCCCAGCUUCAUCAGAAACCACGGACUGCUGACUCAGGAACACUUUCAACAACUUCUCCGUAAAGCUAAGUUGUUUGUAGGUCUUGGCUUCCCCUAUGAAGGUCCAGCACCUAUUGAGGCAAUAGGAAUGGGCUGUGUCUUUAUUCAGCCGAGAUUUGACCCUCCACACUCAUCAGCCAACAAUGACUUCUACAAGGGCAAGCCCACCACAAGACAGAUCUCCUCCCAGCACCCUUAUGCUGAGAAAUUCAUUGGUAAACCCUACGUAUGGACUGUGGAUGUAACCAACAAGACUGACAUACACGAGGCCAUCAAAGCGAUUCUAAGAAGUGAGGUGAAGUCCUUCACUCCUCAGGAGUUCACUUGUGUGGGAAUGCUGAAGCGGGUCCUUGGUUACAUCACUCACCAGAACUUCUGCAGUAAAUCUGUCCCUACUUGGCCACCAAAAAGUGCUCUGAGGGUUCACCUAGGUCCACUGGGUCAGUCCUGUGUGAGUGCGUGCCGGCGGUCCUCCCUCGUGUGUGAGCCGGCUCUGUUUCACCACCUCAACACCCCUGCUGCGUUUACCAGUCCUUGGGGUCGUCAGUGUGGCCUCCAGCAGGAGCCCCUGCUUUUCAGUUGUGCUGGCUCUGAUCCGUCCUAUCGCAGACUGUGUCCCUGCAGAUCUCACCUAACUGGAUAGGUUGCAAUCUGUCUUGACUCCCUCUAAGUAACACUGAAAGAACUCAGGAAAAGCACCAAAGAGCCAUCUGCAAUGCAUGCUGUACAGGUAAAGAUUCCCAGCGAAAGGGAGCCAUUGAAAGCCUUGCAGUCAUGUUUGUGUACGUGUACACAUUCAAAUGACAUACAAUUCUGAGGAAGCAACCAUGACUGAAUGUCAUUUCCUUAAAGUACUUGACAAGCUGAAGAACUGUAAAUCCAAGGCCUGAUUUCCCUUGGCGUCAAGUGUUGCUGUAACUUAAGAAAAAAAGCCUUUGAAUGCCGGCAAUAUGCACCUCAGGGAAAAUGUGUUUACAUGUGUUUAAAUCAAGUGGAAACCGGCGAGUACAAAGCAGGCCAGUUCACCUCAGUUCUUCGCCUACUCUAGUCACACACAGUGCAGUAGGCUUCAGUGUUAUGCAAAAUAAGUAUCUAAUUAUUCAUUCGCUUACAGUAAUGUAUCACAGUGGCCAGUGCUGCAUGGGAUUGCUGCUCAUGUUGCUCCUUCAUGCUUUGCUGGCUACAGAUAUUAGCCUGGGGCCUUAAAGGAGAGAGGGUGACAGCCUAAGUGAUGAGGCUCAUUAUCGGAGUGAAUCAUGGAUAACCUCUGAAUCCAUUUGGGAGGUCACAGCCGUAUGACCAUUAUUAUACUGUCAUCUAAACCAUUGGUUCCCAACCAUCUUUGACUUAGGAAACCCCCUCAGCUCUUUUUAAAUCUAUGCCCCCC